AUGCCAGGAACGAAAAAGGGCAUUAUGACGGAACCGAAAGUCGUUCAUAAUCAUCACGUAAAGUUCGGUGACGAUGUAAAACCAGACGAGGAUGAGAAAGACGAGCAUUCACGGCCUCCAUCACCAGCACCCGAUCCAUCGGAGGUAACUGCACCACCCCCUGCGAUACCGUGUGCCAUUAAGGACGAAGUCGAACUGCUACGGGCAGGUCUUCGUAACAAACAUGGUGACCAUGUGAAACAACAUCAUAAAUAG
Molecule: messenger RNA, 255 nt
Organism: Haemonchus placei
Lineage: Eukaryota; Metazoa; Nematoda; Chromadorea; Rhabditida; Trichostrongylidae
Source: the annotation of a GenBank genome assembly